AUGGCCAAAUCCAACACCAAAAAGAAUAAGUGCUCCAGAAGACAUCAAAAACCAAGCUCCAGAAAGAGGUCACAUUCCUGCACUGACUUUAGCCGAAAUUAUUCACUCUACAUUCGCAGGGUCCUAAAAGAAGUGGAUCCCCAGAAGAGUAUAUCAUCUCACACCGUGGACAUGAUGAACACCAUGAUCAACAACAUCUUUGAACGCAUUUCUACGCAAGCCUAUAACCUGAUGUGUUUCAGAAAUCGCUGUACUCUCACCCAUGAAGAUAUCCAGAAGGCGAUGUAUAUGCUGUUUCCUGGAAAACGAGCUAAGUACGCAGUGACUUUUGGAAGUGAAGCUGUCCAAAGAUAUGUCCACUCCAAAAACAAUGUACCAGAUUAA
Molecule: messenger RNA, 384 nt
Organism: Pteronotus mesoamericanus
Lineage: Eukaryota; Metazoa; Chordata; Mammalia; Chiroptera; Mormoopidae
Product: histone H2B subacrosomal variant-like
Exons: 1
Coding region: 1-384 (127 amino acids)
Cellular component (GO): nucleosome
Molecular function (GO): structural constituent of chromatin; DNA binding; protein heterodimerization activity
Source: RefSeq, a predicted model, not a curated record